Molecule: messenger RNA, 1203 nt
Organism: Pipistrellus nathusii (Nathusius's pipistrelle)
Lineage: Eukaryota; Metazoa; Chordata; Mammalia; Chiroptera; Vespertilionidae
Source: the annotation of a GenBank genome assembly
AUGGCUAGCAUCAUUUCACACAUGGGUAAUAGCCGGCGGCAGAACACACGCUUGCCGCCUUGGGCCCAUUCUAUGCUGAGGUCCCUGGGUAGGAGUCUUGGUCCUUUAAUGGCCAAUUUGGCAGAAAGAAACAUGAAGUUGUUCUCAGGGAGGGGGGUGCCAGCCCAGGGGGAAGAAACCUUUGAAAACUGGCUAAUCCAAGUCAAUGGGGUCCUGCCAGAGUGGAAUAUGUCUGAAGAAGAAAAGCUCAAGCGCCUGAUGAAAACCCUUAGGGGCCCUGCCCGGGAGGUCAUGCAUUUGCUCCAGGCAGCCAACCCCAACCUAAGUGUGGCAGAUUUCUUGCACGCAAUGAAAUUGGUGUUUGGGGAGACUGAAACCAAUGUGAGUUCCCAUGGUAAAUUUUUUAACACCGUGCAGGCCCAAGGGGAGAAAGCCUCCCUGUAUGUGAUCCGUUUAGAGGUGCAGCUCCAGAAUGCUAUUCAGGCAGGGAUCAUAGCUGCGAAAGAUGCAAACCAGACUCGCCUGCACCAGCUCCUUUUAGGGGCUGAGCUGAAUGGGGACCUGCGUUACAGACUGAAGCAUCUUCUCAGGAUGUAUGCGAAUGAGCAGGAGCGUCUUCCCAAUUUUCUGGAGUUAAUCAAGAUGAUAAGGGAGGAGGAGGAUUGGGAUGACACUUUUAUUAAUCAUAAGCGGGCCAGGAGAUCUGAGUCAAUGGUGGAGAGGGCAACCAAUCCAGUGACAUUUCAGGGAUCCCUACGGAUAGUAAUCGGCAGUGCUGACUGCAACGUGAUAGAGAUAGAUGACACCCUGGAUGACUCAGAUGAAGAUGUCAUCCUGGUGGAAUCGCAGGACCCUCCACUUUCAUCCUCUGGUUCUCCUCCCCCCAAAAGCAGAACCAGACCUCAGGAUCAAGUGGUAGUCAUUGAUUCCCCCAAUAGUUCCCAGGCUCAAUCUCCUUCCACCAGUGGGGGUUCUGGAGAUAAAAAUGAUGGUCCUGGGAAUAUUUUUAGAUCCAGGAAGCGAAAAUACACAACCCAUUCUUCAUAUUGUGGCAAGGAAGACCACUCGAAGGAAACCUGUGACAAGAGCAACAAGGCUGAGAUGUUUGAAAAUCUGGUCAUGACCCUGCAGGAGCUGACACAUACAAAAGAGGAGGGGUCAAGAGAGGCUCCUGACCAAUCUGAUGACCCUUCUGAGCUAUAG